AUGCAGAACGGCGGCCUGGACUCGCUCCAGAACCAUCAGUAUCCGAUUCAACCACUCUCACAAGCUGUGCCCCUUUCAAACGGCCACUUUGAGAGGGCUGCCGCUCAAGUAAAGAAUCGACAACACCCUUAUGGAGUUCACCCACGCAGCUCGAGCACUUCAGGGCCCAUUAGGAGACGAAUCAGUCGAGCCUGCGAUCAGUGUAACCAGUUACGAACAAAAUGUGAUGGCCAGCACCCCUGCGCGCACUGUAUUGAAUUCGGCCUGGGGUGCGAGUACAUUCGCGAAAGGAAAAAGAGAGGAAAGGCGUCACGGAAAGAACUAGCCCAACAGGCUGCGGCUCAGGCUGCGGCAGGUGGCACAGGCCAGAACAUGGACGAUUCUCUAUCAGAGAACGGCCAGACUAGCAGCAAAGGCCUCGAAUCUUCGAAUAUGGGACUAGAGCAACAAUCGAAUGAACGACAUCCGAGUACGAGCAGCAAAUCGAGUCGAGAUCCAGGCGACGAUGUGAUGCGACAUACCCAAGGCCUCGAGGGUCUCGAUCAUCUUGGCAACAUAAGCGAACAACCCCAUCUUGGCCGGUCUUCCUUGGAUGGCGAACACAUGGAAAACAACGGAGGUCUCGAUCUGAACGGCUUCAAUAGUAUGCCGCAUGCGUACGACUCGCAGGGCUUGGAUGGUCCUGUCCUGAACGGUCAAUCAUACGCUCCCAACGGGCGAGGUAACAUGCCUGGCUACGCCGAAUUCCCAUAUACGAUGCAGGCUCAAAGUCCGCCCAACUUCAACAACAACUCUGCUUUCCGUAUGGGAAACAGCCCACUAGGAUACGCUAUGGGCAAGGGAACAUCUCCUGGGUGGGGCAUCUCCAUGACUUCACCACCAGGCCAAUAUCAAACACAGGCCCCUCCCCCCAACUUCAACAACUCGAAACUGCGAUAUCCCGUCCUUGAGCCCAUAAUCCCAUACCUCAACAACAUAAUUCCUAUCCCUCUAGCUUGCGACUUGGUCGAUCUCUACUUUGCGUCUUCCUCCUCGGCGCAAAUGCACCCAAUGUCACCCUAUGUCUUGGGCUUUGUCCUUCGAAAACGAUACUUCCUCGACCAGACAAGGCCAAGACCAUGCCAACCAGCCCUCUUGGCAAGCAUGCUGUGGGUUGCUGCACAGACAAGCGACGCCCCUUUCCUCGCCAGUACACCUUCAGCGCGUGCCAAGACGUGCCAAAAGCUAUUGGAGCUCACAGUCUACCUCCUACGACCUCUCAUCCACACAGCCCCAAGUGAUGCGCCCAGCCCUGUUGCUGAUGGUGUUGCUCUUGGCGGUCUCGGUGUGGCCAUGCCUGGAUCAAUUAGCAUGGAAGCCACGAGUGGCGAAUCGGGCCCUUUCGGUGCAGCCGGAAGCCUCGACGAUGUGAUUACAUACAUUCAUUUGGCGGUUGUUGUUUCUGCUAGCGAAUACAAGGGAGCGAGAUGCUGA
Fusarium graminearum PH-1 is the source of this 1473-nucleotide messenger RNA. RefSeq names its product transcriptional activator xlnR. The transcript has 3 exons. NCBI's taxonomy places the organism in Eukaryota, Fungi, Ascomycota, Sordariomycetes, Hypocreales, Nectriaceae. Bases 1 to 1473 code for a protein of 490 amino acids. Gene Ontology annotation, biological process: regulation of DNA-templated transcription. The record is from RefSeq and is a predicted model, not a curated record. Gene Ontology annotation, molecular function: DNA-binding transcription factor activity, RNA polymerase II-specific; zinc ion binding.